UCUAUAAAAACAGUAAAAGACGAGUGUGUGGCGUUUUCCGAAGUAUUUAGUGCUGAAAAACACAAAACCGUUCUAAAUCACUGAAAAGGGUGAAUAUUGCACGUGUGGUAAUCAAUUAUUGUCGAUAAUAUGUGAAUUUGCCAAAAUUGAUACAAUACGAGUUCAGGAUAGGUAGUGAAUGGAAAAAAUCUCAUUGUAUUUUGUGUAAAGAACAAAUUCAAUUCGUUAUAUUAUUUUUUACCAUAUUGGAGAAAACUGGCUUAGUUAUUGCCAGUCGUUGUCAUUUACAAGUUUAGUGGUAUAGAUAUUCAUGUUGGAACGACAAAAAGAAUCUUCCUCCACAGAUACCCGCAAACUCGGAUCAGAAGGCGCUAUAUUCGCUGAAUCCGAAUCUGGUACUGGAGGAGUGGUUGUAUCGGCUGCUGGUUCGACAGUGGAAGUAUCUGAGAGCAAGAAAAAAAUGAAUGGUUUAAGUUUCAGUGAACUUUGUUGCUUGUUUUGCUGUCCUCCAUGUCCGGGACGGAUCGCAUCCAAGCUGGCAUUUCUGCCACCGGAACCUAGUUAUGACCUAAAAACAGAAGAAACGGCAAACAGUAAAUUUACUCUAAAUCUUCAUGAACGUGCGGACUGGCAGUAUGGAGAUCGGGAAAUGGAAUGUUUCGAAGCUUUUUUUGCAAGAUCUUCAAAAGGAAAUCGAAUAGCCUGCUUAUUUGCCAAGUGUAGCACGAAUGCUAGAUUUACGCUACUUUUCUCUCAUGGUAACGCUGUCGAUCUAGGACAAAUGACAAGCUUCUUCAUAGGAUUAGGCCAACGGAUAAAUUGCAACAUUUUCAGUUACGAUUACUCCGGAUACGGUAUGAGUACUGGGAAACCAAGUGAAAAGAACCUAUACGCGGAUAUCGACGCCGCCUGGCAUGCCCUAAGAACCCGGUACGGCAUCAGUCCGGAAAACAUUAUCCUAUACGGACAAAGUAUAGGAACGGUACCGACGGUGGACUUAGCCAGCCGGUACGAAGUAGGAGCGGUCAUUUUGCAUUCACCCCUUAUGUCUGGCAUGCGGGUGGCAUUUCCGGCAACCAAAAGGACUUGGUUCUUUGAUGCUUUCCCUAGCAUCGACAAAGUUCCAAAAGUCACGUCCCCUGUUUUAGUAAUACACGGGACCGAAGAUGAGGUAAUUGAUUUUUCCCAUGGAAUGACGAUUUACGAGAAAUGUCCCAGGGCAGUUGAACCUUUGUGGGUCGAGGGAGCCGGACACAAUGAUGUAGAGAUGUACAGUCAGUAUCUGGAGCGACUGAAGCAAUUUGUGUCGGUGGAAUUGGUCAACUGACAAAAACUGAACAAGGGUGGUGGUGGCCUUGAUGACAGAAAUUCUGAAAACGAUAGAAAGAAACGAAACGCAGAAAAAAGGAAAGGUAACAAAGACGUAGGCGACGUUGUGUUGGAAGUAGAGGAAGAUGAUGAAAAUGAUGACGAUCUUAUAACAGAUGACGAGAUUCUCAAUGCAUCGAUUACAGUAAGCUCAAACUCAACAAACGUUUCGACAGCAGAGAAACUUCUCUAGCAUCAGGGGACAGACGCUGGAAGCGAGUUCAAUCUAGCUUCCGGCGUUUCAACUGCCAUUC
Malaya genurostris is the source of this 1622-nucleotide messenger RNA. Its product is annotated as alpha/beta hydrolase domain-containing protein 17B-like. The coding region runs from base 311 to 1327 and encodes 338 amino acids. Gene Ontology annotation, molecular function: palmitoyl-(protein) hydrolase activity. Lineage: Eukaryota; Metazoa; Arthropoda; Insecta; Diptera; Culicidae. The transcript has 4 exons. Gene Ontology annotation, biological process: protein depalmitoylation. The record is from RefSeq and is a predicted model, not a curated record. Gene Ontology annotation, cellular component: plasma membrane; endosome membrane.